Cylindrotheca closterium is the source of this 876-nucleotide messenger RNA. The record is from the annotation of a GenBank genome assembly. Lineage: Eukaryota; Bacillariophyta; Bacillariophyceae; Bacillariales; Bacillariaceae.
AUGAGUCACAAGGGAGACAGCAUUGAUGAAAACGAAGAUGCCCCGGAUUCAGACCACGAUGCUACACUUUCAGAUGGAGCCCCUUCCAGAAACCCUCGAGGACCACCACCCGACACCGAGCCAGAAGAUACGGGACCUGGGGACCAAGCUGAGUUGACCGAUUAUGAAGAGGAAAGAGAGCUCCCACUCAGCGCUUGGGUCCAUCUCAUGACAGAUCACUGUCGAGUUAAAUGUGUCGGACCAACGACAAACAGCAAGCAAGACAACAUCAUAUGUGGCAAGCUGAAGAGCAAGUGCCGAUUCCGUCUCCACAAAGAACUUCAAAGCAGUGGCGAACAAGCAGCCCCACGUUGGUACAAAGGAGUCCCAUCUACCAAGGACAUUGACAAGGAAACUGGGGAAUUUAUUAUUCAUGGUCAACAAUAUGGUCAUUGUCGGACCGAGAAGGAAAUGGACGAGCAUCUCAACCGAGUCUCCAAUGAAGUGCUCUCCAUCUCAGACGAAGAGGAAGAGCAUGAUGACACCAAUGUCAAUACUAGCGAAGUGGAUUCUGAGGGACAAUUCUUGGAUGGCUCAGACGACAACCACCAAGACGACCUCGACCGAAUCAAUGAAAUAAUCGCUGAGAUCGAAGAGGCAAAGUUGAAGAAGCUGAAAGCGGAGAAGGCAAGACUGGAAGCAAAGAAGGUAGCAAGCCAGUCUCCUUGUAAGAAGAAGCGCACCCCAACCAAGAAGAAAACUAGGGCAACUAGGGCAACCUCCCAGAGGAAAGUUCCCAUUGCAAGAAAGAAGACACUGAAGGGAACAACGCCCAAACAAGUCACUAUUGAAGAGGGCAACAAUACUCUGAAGUCUCCCCCCAAGCUGUUAGAAUAA